Molecule: messenger RNA, 1770 nt
Organism: Pseudozyma hubeiensis SY62
Lineage: Eukaryota; Fungi; Basidiomycota; Ustilaginomycetes; Ustilaginales; Ustilaginaceae
Product: likely protein kinase
Exons: 2
Coding region: 1-1770 (589 amino acids)
Biological process (GO): protein phosphorylation
Molecular function (GO): protein kinase activity; ATP binding; protein serine/threonine kinase activator activity
Source: RefSeq, a predicted model, not a curated record
AUGUACUCGGCAAACGGCGAUGAUUAUAUCGUAGGAGACGUGAUCGGCUUCGGAGCAUCCUCCGUCGUACAUCAAGGCGUCUUCAAACCGCUCGACAGGGCUUGCGCCAUCAAGGUCAUCGAUCUCGAAGCCUACGGUCGCGACACCGAGGAGCUGCGCCGAGAAACGCAGCUCAUGUCGCUCUCCAAGCAUCCCAACGUCCUUCGAGUGCGAGGUUGCUGGGUCAGAGGCUCCAAGCUUCACAUUGCCACUCGUCUCAUGAGUAGCGGCUCCAUGCUCGACAUCAUGCGCUUCGCCCACCCGGAAGGCUUUGACGAGAUCGUCAUCGCCACCGUGCUCAAACAGGCUCUCGAGGGCCUCAACUACCUGCACGUCAACGGCUGGCUCCAUCGCGACCUCAAGGCGGCCAACAUCCUGGUCGACGACGACGGCACCGUCCUGCUCGGCGAUUUUGGCGUCGGCGUCUUUGUAGGUGACACGGACAAGUCGUCCGGUAGCGUCUCGAGCGAAGGCAAGCGCAAGAGCUUUGUCGGCACGCCUUGCUGGAUGGCGCCCGAGGUGAUCGAGCGCAAGCAUUACGGCACCAAGGCCGACAUUUGGAGCUUCGGCAUCACCGCGCUCGAGUUGGCACAAGGGAGAGCACCGAAUUCGAAGCUCAAUCCGGUCAAGGUGCUGAUGCGCACGAUGCAGGAUGAGCCGCCGCAACUGGAUCGCACGGGCGGUGCACACAGGUAUUCGAAGCUCAUGGACGAUUUUGUUCGUCAGUGUCUGCAAAAGAGCCCUGACAAGCGACCCACGGCAGACAAGCUUCUGGCGCAUGGAUUUUUCAAACAAGCCAAGACACCCAAAUACCUCAUCUCGGCGGUGCUAGCCGGGCUGCCACCGCUCGCUGACCGACAGGAGCGACGUCGUGCAGGCUCUAUCCAUUCGACGCAGCACUAUCUGUCUUGGGAUUUUGACACCAUCCACAGCCGAACCACCACGCCCAACCUGGAAAAGCUCGAUCCGUUUCGCAAUUUUACGGGUGUCGUGUCUCUGCCUUCGCCUCACGGAUCCGUUCGUUCGACCAAGCUCGUUUCGAUCGAUGGUCAGCAUGUGCUCGCCACAGAGGGAGACGACACGAGCCUAAUGCGUAGAUUCAGUAGCUACGACGACUCGCCGACAAAGGAGGCGCAUCUUCAGAACAGCCUUAGCAAACGGCGCAAUCGUUCUGUGGACGGUCGAUUGUCGCAUCGUAAAUCCGUCUCUUUCGAGCAGACGGAUGGCGGAGGUACAGAUGGGGUCGAAGGCGACUUAUCGGUGGGCCAUUCGCAGCUGGCUCCCAUUGGGGAGAAGGCGUCACCGAUGGCGGUGCCAGAGAGCGCGGACGAAGAGCCGACUGCCCUCAAACUCAGCGGCGAUACGAAGGUCGCAGAGGUAUCGCCAAACAGCAGCAGCAGCAGCAGUAGCAAUCGCAGCAGAGACUUGACGUCGCCAACGCCAGCGUCACAGCAACGAUCGGUCUCAUCUUCCACCACAGCCACGAUGACGCCUCAGCGAGUCAACGCCGAAAAGGACAGCGACGCCUCAGCAGUAGCACCACCUCCACCAUCAGCUCAGAACAUGCUUCAACGUACGGCCAGCCGCCUACGAGGAAACGGCAACGCCGAACCCGCUUCUGCCCCAGCAGCUCCUCCCACCGUUGAAGCAGGUAAACAUCAUAAACGCGAAUCCGUCUUUGGCAAGCUGUUCAAGGGUACCAGCUCCAAUCGCAAGGAAGGCAAAGUUUGA